Molecule: messenger RNA, 1688 nt
Organism: Pocillopora damicornis (cauliflower coral)
Lineage: Eukaryota; Metazoa; Cnidaria; Anthozoa; Scleractinia; Pocilloporidae
Product: nucleoside diphosphate-linked moiety X motif 6
Molecular function (GO): NAD binding; NADH pyrophosphatase activity; ADP-ribose diphosphatase activity
Source: RefSeq, a predicted model, not a curated record
AAAAUGGCGGACAAUUUGUGAAAUGUGUUGUGUAAUUACAAGAAAUAUCAUCAUUGUAAGGGAACAUUGCCGUCAUGUCACAUUUGCUAAGGAGGUCGGUCAGAAAGGGAAUAGGAGGACUUUAUUUAUGUCGGAAUAAAUGCAACUCUGCAGAGGAAUCUCAACUGCAUUGGAACGAAGCUUAUUUUAAUGGAGUGACCGUGAAUUUGGACCAGCUGGGAGAGCAAUGUAGCCCUGGGGAAUUUUCUGUGAAAUUAACGAGAAGUAUCCAACAGUGGAGAAAAGAGAGAAAGAAGUCUGUGUGGAUGAAAGUGCCAAUCGUUCAGAGUUACUUGAUACCAGUGGCAUUUGAACAUGGCUUCAGUUAUCACCAUGCUGUUGGAGACCAUGCUAUGCUGUUAAAAUGGCUUCCAAAAAAGGAGCACAAUAAAGUUCCACCCUAUGCCACCCAUCAAGUUGGAGUAUCAGGUCUUGUUCUUAACAGGGAAAAAAAUGAAGUUUUAGUAGUCCAGGACAAGAACUUGCUCAAGAUUGGCCGGCGCUUAAAAAGACCAGUUUGGAAAUUUCCUGGAGGACUCUCAGAUGAAGGAGAAAGUAUUGAGGAAACAGCAGUGCGUGAAGUCUGGGAAGAGACAGGAAUACGAGCAGAAUUCAAAUCCAUUCUGCUCUUCAGACAACAGCACAAAAUGAAGAAUGCUUUUGACAAGUCUGAUGUUUAUGUUGUGUGUAGAAUGGAACCAUUAAGCUUUGGCAUUAGUCAUUGUGAGGACGAGAUUGCACAGUGUCAGUGGAUGGAACUAUCAACUCUCCUUACCCACACAGACACCACUCCAUUGACAAAAUUAGCAGCAAGGUUAGCAAAACAUGGACUGAAGAAUGGAUUUGAAAGUGUUGACAUUGUGGCAAAUAGUAUGAGGUCUUGGGUGAAUCCAAGUCAAACAUUCAGCCUUUUUCACAGAUAUAUGCCAAGCUAACAACUGAAUCUUGCUUUUAUGAAUUUUUUUUACCAUUUUUUUCAUUUGAGUAUUGGGUGAGACAGAUGCUGGUAAUUAUUGUUGAAUUUGUGCAAACAAUUUUAUUUCAAUUUCAUCGCUUGUAAGUCUUAAAACAUAUUUUAAAUGAAGUUUGUCUAGUUCAUUGGACAAAAACAAAGAAUCUCCCAGUUUCAAACAAGGAUGUGUGUCAUAAAAAUAUUAAUUAUAGAAUGUAAUAAUUUCACAAACAAUAUUUAUUGUAAUCAUGUUACUGAUGAGUAUUCUACUAUCAAGUUUAGUUAGAUGAGACUUUCACAACAUGUAAACUAGUGAAAUACUCAUUAAAAAAUUGCUUCCAGUAUGAUCAGUUUGUGUGUUUGCCUCAAUUAUAGUUAAUGUAAAAAAGGUUCUCUGUGAUGGCAAUGGUGAGGAAAUAUUCUUUGCAAUUGACAUGACACAAAAUCUUUAGCCCAGUCCAGAAAAACAAUUCUUUCAACCAACAACUAUGAUACUUAUUUUGAUACUAACAAAAAAUAUUGACAGCUUAUCAGGCAUGCACUGUGAAGGAUAUACACGUGAGUUAAGUCAAACUGUGUUACCACAGUCAAAAAAAAUGAUGCUACUGUGUUUUACAUAACAAGUCAUCAUACAUGAUAGUUGCUCUGUUAGAUACAGUAGAAUGGCACACUAUAUGAAAUAAAUUUUGAACUUGAA